This is a messenger RNA of Ambispora gerdemannii, 348 nucleotides long. Lineage: Eukaryota; Fungi; Glomeromycota; Glomeromycetes; Archaeosporales; Ambisporaceae. The record is from the annotation of a GenBank genome assembly.
AUGGAACAAUCAGAAGUGGUAAUUUGGGAAGGUAAAACGUGGCCAGUUGGAAUAAUUUCACCUUUAAUUUGCAGUUCUACUAAAUGGCGCAUCACAACUCGAAGAAUUGACUAUAUAUCUGGAAUAUGUGGAAGUGAAGAAAACACACUGGAUCUUAGAAGGAUAACUGAUCUCAAAUAUAAACGUUCAUGUGUCCAGUUACUGGUGGGUCGUGGAACAUUGACAAUUUUUUCAAACGAUAACACGGAUCCCGUACUAAAAAUAUCAACCUGGGGAAUGAAAAGAACAUAUCGGAAGCUAAAGGACGCUUGGUCGGCCGCUCGUAUUGUCGCUUCUGUUCAACUUUAA